Molecule: messenger RNA, 669 nt
Organism: Penicilliopsis zonata CBS 506.65
Lineage: Eukaryota; Fungi; Ascomycota; Eurotiomycetes; Eurotiales; Aspergillaceae
Exons: 5
Coding region: 1-669 (222 amino acids)
Source: RefSeq, a predicted model, not a curated record
AUGAGUGAGGAGUUCGAGGAUGCCGGGCGUAUCAGCCUCAUCCAGGAGUUGAGCGAAUAUAUCGAUGAUCGGGCAGUAAAACUUGCAAAUAACGAUCCCAUCGGCUUUCAAGCUGCAAUGAAAGGUCACGACUCGGUCGGUGUGAUAUUGACCUGGCUGGAGAGAAAGAAAAUACAGAAGGCAGCUGAAGCUCGCUUUGCACUGGCCAAGCAGAAUUGCUAUGAUAGGGACAGAAAUGAGUUCUGCCUUGCUCCAACCGUCCAUCGGUACUGGGGAAAGGCACGGUUUGCACUGAAGCCAAUUGAAGCCAGCGAAGAUGGACGGUCUCUAAAUAUCCAGUUUUACUGGUUGCCCAUCCGCAAUCUUGGCCCUAGAGUAAACCUCCUUGUACGCCCGUCGAUCUCUGGGCCCGUGUCUGCUGCUGGGGAUAAGGUGACCUUCUUUAACCUCGAGACUGACAGACGAGUUCGCUCUGACGAUCUGAUCACUCUCACCUCAUCUCACCCUGAUAGCCAUCCUCUGCCAUCAGUGCCGCUCCUCGAGAUGCAGUGGUAUCUUCAGCGGAUCGCUGCCCUGUCUGGUGCUUCAGAAGAGGACGAUGAGGACUACAGUGACGAUGAUGAGGAUGAUGGAGACACUGUUCCAAUCUGGGAGGAGGAGGAGACCUGA